Molecule: messenger RNA, 1809 nt
Organism: Cladophialophora immunda
Lineage: Eukaryota; Fungi; Ascomycota; Eurotiomycetes; Chaetothyriales; Herpotrichiellaceae
Exons: 13
Coding region: 1-1809 (602 amino acids)
Biological process (GO): transmembrane transport
Cellular component (GO): membrane
Molecular function (GO): transmembrane transporter activity
Source: RefSeq, a predicted model, not a curated record
AUGACAGUCUCAAAGGAAGAGGUGCACCCCGAAAGUGUACACGAUGAGAUCUCGAAAACCCCUGAUAAGAGGAAUGCGUCUCGCGAAGAUGAAAUCCGGGCAUAUGAAAAUCGCAAGCUGGACUUCCGCACUGUCAUGGCCAUCAUUUCUCUCGCUUUCACCUAUGAAGCCAGCCUUCUUUCCUUCGUCCUCCCUGCUGCGGUCCUUUUGACUAUUGACAACGACAUUGGCCCGUCGACUCAACUCAACUGGGUCGCUACCGCCUGGUCUUUGGCUUCAGCAGUCACCCAAACCAUCGCCGGACGCUGCAGUGACAUAUUUGGACGGAGGAAUUUCACCCUCGCUGGAAACCUGUCAUCUCUCAUCGGAUGUGUCGUUGCUUGUCGGUCGGUUCGAUCAGUUGACGUGAAACAAGGUCUGCGCUCAUCAUAUAACAGGGCAAAUACCAUUACUACCGUCAUCGGCAUUGGAUCGGGAUCUCAACUACUCGCGCUUGCUUGUGCAAAUGAAAUAGUUCCCAAGAAGCGUAGAGGCCAGGUCUUCGCAUUCCUUAGCAUUGCCGCACUUCCAGGUUCUGCCUUUGGUUCAGUCAUCGCCUACGCCCUUGUCGCCAAUCUCAACUGGCGAUGGACUUUUUACGUCGGUAUACUCUCAAAUGGCGUUGCCCUGAUCCUGGCUGGCAUCUUCUACUGGCCGCCGGGAUUCAUUGGCCUACAUCCCGAGGGCAAGAGUCGUCUACAACAAUUCAAGGAGCUCGACUUUGUCGGGUUGAUCCUCUUCGGUGGCGGUUUGACGAGCUUCCUUCUCGGAGUUUCAUGGGGUAACAACCCAUACCCGUGGCGCAGCGUAACUGUUUUGGUUCCUCUACUAUUAGGAGCUUUGACCGUUAUGGUGGCCUUUCCCUUGUGGGAGAUCUUCAGCUCCGACGAUAUAGCCAAAUUGUGCCCGCCGAAGCUCUUCCGCAAUGUCAGAGAAUUCUCACUGAUCCUCGUGGUUAUUUUCGUAUCUGGAAUGCUGCUUAUUAGCCUUCAAGUCCUCUGGCCUCAGCAGGUCCAGCGGCUGUUCACCACUGUAUCGAGAACUGUGGGAUGGUACAGUCUUGCGUACAACAUGGCAGCCACUCUUGGCGGUAGCCUCGCCGGUGUCUUGUUUGCAAAGAUCAAGAAAACCAAUUGGCAGUUCUUCUUUGCCACCGUUGCGCAAACAAUCUUUAUAUCAUCGAUUGCUUCCGUCACUCAGCACACUGCCGCCAGAGCAAUCGUUCUCGUCGCCCUUGCGGCGUUCUGGGUCGGUGCUUCGCAGCUAAUGGGAAUCCUCCUGAUACAAUUCGGUGCCGAGGAUCGUCACAUUGGAGUUGCCACAGGCUUGAUCGGCUCGGUCCGAUCGACCGGCGGCGCCAUCGCGAUUGCGAUAUACGGGACUAUCAUUCGCGACAAGGCGACGAGUGACAUUGUGCCUAGAGUUGCAGCCGCGGCAGUCGAAGCUGGCCUUGCGCCUUCGGAGGUGCCGUCUUUCAUCCUGGCUUUGACUUCUGGUUCGGCAUCGGCGCUCGCCUCCAUCAAGAACAUCACUCCAGCUAUUAUUGCUGCCGGGGCAGACGCGAUCAAGACCGUCUAUGCUGAGGCAUUCAAACUAGUUUUCCUCGUCAGUCUUGCUUUCGGAGUCAUCUCUUGCAUUACCGCGGUUUUCGUUCGAAGCGUGGACAAGUCGUUAACUGAUCAAAUUGCUGUAAAGCUGGACGCUCCGCAUCUUCGAGGCCAUGGAAAAGGCAAACCGGUGAUUCUGCAUGAGAAAGUGGGUGAAAUCUGA